This is a messenger RNA of Leptonychotes weddellii (Weddell seal), 1167 nucleotides long. Lineage: Eukaryota; Metazoa; Chordata; Mammalia; Carnivora; Phocidae. The record is from RefSeq and is a predicted model, not a curated record.
GCCCCGCAGGGCGCCCCCCGCCGCUGAGGAUGAGUCACUGCAGCAGCCGCGCCCUGACCCUGCUGAGCAGCGUGUUUGGGGCGUGUGGCCUGCUGCUCGUGGGCAUCGCGGUCAGCACUGAUUACUGGCUGUACAUGGAGGAGGGAACGGUCCUGCCGCAGAACCAGACCACGGAGGUCAAGAUGGCACUGCACGCCGGCCUCUGGCGAGUCUGCUUCUUCGCAGGCAGGGAGAAGGGUCGCUGCGUGGCCUCGGAGUAUUUCCUUGAACCGGAGAUCAACUUGGUGACGGAGAACACGGAGAAUAUUCUGAAGACGGUGCGCACGGCCACCCCGUUCCCCAUGGUCAGUCUCUUCCUUGUGUUCACGGCCUUCGUCAUCAGUAACAUAGGCCACAUCCGCCCACAGAGGACCAUUCUGGCCUUCGUUUCUGGCAUCUUCUUCAUCCUAUCGGGCCUCUCCUUGGUGGUGGGCUUGGUUCUCUACAUUUCCAGCAUCAAUGACGAGGUCAUGAACAGGCCCAGCAGCUCUGAGCAGUAUUUCCACUACCGCUACGGGUGGUCUUUUGCCUUCGCUGCUUCCUCCUUCCUACUCAAAGAGGGGGCUGGCGUGAUGUCCGUGUACUUGUUCACCAAGCGCUACGCGGAGGAGGAGAUGUACCGUCCGCACCCGGCCUUCUACCGCCCGCGUCUCAGCGACUGCUCCGACUACUCGGGCCAGUUUCUGCAGCCUGAGGCGUGGCGCCGCGGCCGCAGCCCCUCCGACAUCUCCAGCGACGUCUCCAUCCAGAUGACGCAGAACUACCCUCCCGCCAUCAAGUACCCGGACCACCUGCACAUCUCCACCUCGCCCUGCUGAGGCCCGCCCCUCGGCGCUCCCGCCUCCUCCUUCUCUUGCUCCUCCUCCUCCUCCUCCUCCUCCUCCUCCGCGGUCUCCGGGCCCCACAGCUCCGCUCCCUCCCUCGGGACUUCUCGAUCCCUCGGGGAGGAUGCGGCGUACGCUUUAGCCCCGCCCUCUUCCUGGUGGCCCCGCCCCGCCGUCCUAGCCCCUCCUACUUUCCAAGGGCUCCUCCCCCUUCGGGGCCUCUCGACCUCCUCGGUCCGAUCCACUCGCAGACGGCCCCGCCCCUUCCCCCGGGGCCCGCCCCUUACCUCUGGCCCCGCCCCUC